Molecule: messenger RNA, 1434 nt
Organism: Grus americana (Whooping crane)
Lineage: Eukaryota; Metazoa; Chordata; Aves; Gruiformes; Gruidae
Product: basic proline-rich protein-like
Exons: 5
Coding region: 1-1371 (456 amino acids)
Source: RefSeq, a predicted model, not a curated record
AUGCAUUACACUUCUUCGGCCGGCGCCCCUCCUCGCUCGGCGCCGCUCCGGCCGCCGCUGCCCGACACAAGCGGGGAAGAGCCAACAGAACGCGACCUGGCUGUCACGCCGGGCACGGACCCAAGCGGCACCCCCGUCCCAGCGCAUCGCAUCGCCCGCCCGGGCCGCGUCUCCCCGACCACCUCCCGCCCGGCGCCGUCGACCGCAAGGCUCCCGCCCCCGGAACACACCGCGAACCCGCCCGCACAGUGGCUCGGGCCCGGUCAGACGCAGGGGGCCCACGGCCGGACACUACUGCCCGCCGCCCCGCUCCCAGCGCCCCCCCCGGCCCGGCUCACCGGCGCUCCUCAGCCCGCGGGGCGGCAGCAGCACCAGCUCCACGUCCGCUCCCCACGGCCGCCGCCACACACUGACAGCGCCGCCGGCCCGCGCAAGCGCUCUACCCUCUCGGGCCCCGCCCCCACCCCCGACCAGCCCACCCGUGCCCCGCCCAUCUCCGCGCCGCCCAAUCCCGGCCCGCUCUAUCCCUCCGGCCACGCCCCAUCCCGUCCAUCUCCGCGCCGCCCAAUCGCGGCCCGCCCUUUCACUCCGGCCCCGCUGAACCCGCUCCGGGAGAGCCGACCCGCAAGGAGUCGCGGUUUCCGGGGGCUUGAACGGGAACCGGGGCCGGCCUCGCUGCGGAGCCCCUGCCCGCUCUCCCCGGCACACCGACAGCGGCUGCCGGGGCUACUGCAGCGGGGCCGCGACCCCUCGAGUCUCCCGGCAGCGGCCCCCGCGGCUGCGCGGGGCACAAGCUGGGCUCCGGGUCCCGGCAGCCAUGCCCUUGUCUCCCUCCCGGGCACGGAGCCGGGGCCCGGCGGGGCGGCGAAGCGCGCCGAGGGACCGGGAGCGGCAGCACCGAGCCCAGCUCCGGCUGAUGGACGCUCCAGCCCCGCAUGGCUGCAGCUGCAGCUCCAGCCCCGUGUGAUUUCGGCUCCCGAUGCCGCCCGCUCCAGCUCCGGCUCCUCCACGCUCCGGCCGAUGGACGUCCCACCUCGUCCCACCCCUGCCCGCUCCGGCCGAGAGACGCUCCUGCUCCUGACAGCCCCGGGGGCUUUUGUCCAGCUCCGGCCCAGCCGAGACACCGGACGUUCCCGUUUCUCACAGCUCCAGCCCUACAGCUCCUCCCAGCUCUGCCCAAUGGACGCUCGAGCCCUGCGUGAGCUCCUGCUGCUUCCAGCUCCAGGCGCCGGAUGCUCGGCUGGUUCCCCUCCUGCUGAUGGGCCCCCAGCUCGGAGUCAGAGCUGCUCCCCAGCUCUGGGGGCUGGUGAUGAGGUCGUAAAUCAAUCACUGUCAUCGCUCAAGUACCACCCCUGUCUGCCCCUUGAAUAAAGCCUCGGUGCCCCCAUUUUUGCCCAGAGACUAUCUCAGACGUUGAGUUCGGCCUGGUGCAUG